Helobdella robusta is the source of this 417-nucleotide messenger RNA. RefSeq lists its product as hypothetical. Lineage: Eukaryota; Metazoa; Annelida; Clitellata; Rhynchobdellida; Glossiphoniidae. The transcript has 4 exons. The record is from RefSeq and is a predicted model, not a curated record. Bases 1 to 417 code for a protein of 138 amino acids.
AUGGCUACAUCAUUUAUCUGUUGUAACAAAUGUGAAGCCAAAUGUGUGUUAAAACAAGAUCGGAACACGGAUGUAGAUAGACAGAAUACCACGCAGUACCGUGUUGACACUCGUCCUUUUAUACAUACAAUAGAAUAUACAAUGUGGGUGGCUGCCAGCUGGAUGGAUGAAUGGAUACCAGCUUCAGACUGCAAACUCUGCCCUAUUUUAAAAGUUUGCCUUGACAGUGACCUACUGGAUGGCCUUGACAUUGACCUAUUGAAGAUGUACGGAGUACCGUACUUAUCCAUCAAACAUUUUAUGAUACCCAACACGCCAAUUAUGACUACAGCUAUAGUGACGAAGCUGAUGAUGACGAUGGAGAAGGUGGUCAGAGAGUGUAUUGGAGGAUCUGUUGGAAUAAAUUUCUCACUUUAA